GAAGAAGUAGCAGUCGCAGCACUAACUUUACGGCGAACUUGGUGUAAAGCACGUGUUUUUAGCAUUGUAGCUGCUGCCAGUAAAAUCACCUCGGCCACAAACCUGGAGCAACAUCACCUUGAACAUGGAGCCUUCAAUGUCAGCACCAUGGAACAGACAGAAAAGGAGGCGCAGCACCCACGCAAACCACGAAGAGGUGAAGAGAAUAAAAACUGACAAGGACUUUGAGGGGGCGGCUGCGGCGGUGUGCGUAUGUCGCCACAAUGCACCAACGAUCUCUGUGCCCCUUGACCGCAUCCAGCAACCAGUCACAGUGAAGGAGCUGUUGGAGCUUUUGCAUUUCGCUGCUUUGGGGAGAGCAGGUGGCAUCAAACAGCCUAGUUGGUGCCGUCUUCGCCACCAGAGGAGGAUUAAAGGUGUCAAUGUUGUGGUUGUUGAAGGCCUGACUCAGAGUCACUUUUACAAGUUCUACCUCUCAUUACAACACCUCAGAACAAAUUACAGCACUAGGGUCACUUUCACGCCGCCGUCUGACAGCCUGGUGUCUGGAAUCUUCAGCAGUGAAGUUUUGAAAUUGGACAGCACGUCGGUGUCACUACAUAAAAAUACCAGCAGUUACCUGUACAAAGCGCUGAAAUGGCACCCAGUUAUUAGCAGCUUUGGGAACAAGAGAAGAGGACUAACAGCGUAUGUUCUCACAGAGGAGGACAUGGUGAGGAGACGUUUCCCUCUGAAAGGGAUGCCGGGCUUUGAGGAAUUUGUGUGUACGCUUUGUGACGACUGUGUGAUGGACAGCAGCCCGCUGUAUGGACUUGACUGUGAAAUGUGUUUAACUGUACACGGGUACGAGGUGGUCCGUGUCUCCCUGGUGGACAGUGAUGGGACCUGCGUGCUCGAUGAGCUGGUGAAGCCCAAAAACCGAAUCAUUGACUACCUCACCAAGUUCUCUGGUAUCACUGCAGCAAUGUUACAGCCAAUCACAACCACCCUGAGGGACGUUCAAGCGAAGCUCAAGAUGCUGUUGCCACGGGAUGCAGUUCUGGUGGGUCACUCCCUCGAGAAUGACCUCCAGGCUCUCCAACUGAUCCACCGCCAUGUAAUCGACACUUCGUUACUCUACAGGAAAGAAUUUGGACAGAGGUUCAAGUUGAAGAUCCUGGCUGAGGCAGUACUGAGGAGACAAAUACAAAGAGAAGAGAAUGGCCACAAUCCCACCGAGGAUGCCACAGCAGCGCUGCAGCUGGCGCAGUACUUCAUUAAAGCAGGACCACUUAAGGUUGUAGAACGUCAUCAGGAGGUUCUGUGGGGAGGAUUUCCAACCCUGAAUGAGUCCAACGACUGCAGCUCUGCACCUGCACAAAGUAACAGAUUUGUUGACGCAUUACAGACACUCGGCCGGUCUGUAACUUUUAUAGGAAAGCGUCUUGAUGUCGACCUGAAUAUUUGUAAUCAACAGUGGUACAACUCUGACAAAGAGGUGCUGGCAGCUUUCAGCAGGCAAUCCAGAGUUCCCUUCUUCUCUCUUCUCCACUUCCCUUCCACCUGGGAGCGGAUGAAGAAAUGCUUCCUACCUCUGCAGAAACAGAAUCACACGCUGUGUGCAAACCUUAAAGAUAUGUGUGUUGUGUUUGCGGGACCAUUUCCGGACGGUUUCUCCAAGAAAAAAGUGAGGCGACUGUUUCAUUGCUGUGGGCCCGUUCAGAAAAUCAAAAUGCUGAACGCCACGGUCAGGCUUCAUGCUGAGGUGACGUUUGAGUUGCUGGAAGGAGCUGAUUUGGCUGUAAAAACGCUGAAUGGACUUGUUGUACAGGGACAGACCAUCAAGGUGCAGAGGCCAGUGUAUGAGUCUGUGCUGGACAUGGAUCUCACACUUAGUGCUUUGAGGGCCGACACAGUUAACACUUGUCACCUCUACGCCGUUCAGAUGAACCCUGGUGUAGCUGGCAGCAUAUCUGCAAAGGCCAACGGGUGCACUUCAGAUGGUGAAUGUUCAGGUGUCACUCCUGAUAAAAUGGUUGAUGGAUUUCCCCUCGGUUUUGUAAAUGGGUUGAAGACAGAAUCUUGUGAUUCUGAGCUUCCGGCUGCUGAAGAUAACACUGAGUCGACUGCAGGAACAAAGUGGUGUCUGUCUGAGGAGACACUCAGAGAGACAUUUAGCCGCUUUGGUAAAGUGGAGAGAAUCAUCCUGCCGUCUAAACCUGGAAAACCAGCAAGACAUGCAUGCAUACAGUUUGAGAGCGCAGAUGGAACGUGCGCAGCCCUCAGCUCUUCUGAGCAACUCCAGAAGGAGAACUAUCUCAUCUGUCCGUCUUUGACGCCACCUCACCUAGGCUCAUGGGUUGCCAUGGCAACCCCAGUAAUUACAGCGGAGUCCAAUGGAGAAGAUGCAGAGAGGACCACCAUGCAGAACAAUCCUCAGGACCGCAACUUGGAGCUGAUGCUGAGGAAGUUGGACCGCAGGCUGGGAAAACUCUUCGCGUCUCUUCCGGACAGCACCUUGUCUGUGGUUGUGCUGCACAGUCUGACCACAGAUCGCGGUCACGUUCCUGGUUUGUGCCUUAUGGAUAUGAAGCAUAGCUGACAGGAAGAACAGCGUCAAACACCCAAAAGCUGUAAUUCCACAGUGGAAUUUCAGUAAAUGUUAUAUUCUAUAAAUGGCACCUUGAUGUGGACAUAAAUGCAGGAUUUUAAAAACAUGGUCUACAAUGUAUGUUUUUGAUAGUUGUUAAAACUGUUUUGAUAUAACUUUGGUUAUUACUUUACAGAAAUCAGUACUUAUUUCAGUGUGAAACCAUCUGUCAUGAAAUAUU
Thalassophryne amazonica is the source of this 2810-nucleotide messenger RNA. Its product is annotated as RNA exonuclease 5-like. The transcript is spliced from 19 exons. The record is from RefSeq and is a predicted model, not a curated record. Gene Ontology annotation, cellular component: nucleus. The coding region runs from base 125 to 2581 and encodes 818 amino acids. NCBI's taxonomy places the organism in Eukaryota, Metazoa, Chordata, Actinopteri, Batrachoidiformes, Batrachoididae. Gene Ontology annotation, molecular function: exonuclease activity; RNA binding.